Molecule: messenger RNA, 1649 nt
Organism: Notolabrus celidotus (New Zealand spotty)
Lineage: Eukaryota; Metazoa; Chordata; Actinopteri; Labriformes; Labridae
Product: galectin-9-like
Exons: 8
Coding region: 132-1247 (371 amino acids)
Biological process (GO): positive regulation of gene expression; negative regulation of type II interferon production; negative regulation of CD4-positive, alpha-beta T cell proliferation
Cellular component (GO): nucleus; cytosol
Molecular function (GO): galactoside binding; carbohydrate binding
Source: RefSeq, a predicted model, not a curated record
UUCCUCCCCCCUCCUCCUCCUGCAGAGGAACAGAAACUUAUCUCUGGAUAAACUUCACUCUUCAUUCUUCACCCCGGACACACAGCAGGCCUCCUCCACACCAGCAGACCUGUACCUUUUAAUCCCGGAUUAUGGCUUUUAAUCAGCAGACCCCUUUCUAUAACCCAAGAGUUCCGUUCAUCGGAUCCAUCCAUGGGGGUCUGCAGGAGGGGAAGUCCAUCAACAUCAGCGGACGAGUCCCGUCUGGAUGCGACAGGUUCCACGUGAACCUGCAGUGUGGCUCCGGGGCCAACGCAGACAUCGCCUUCCACUUUAACCCUCGCUAUGACAGCUUCCUGAGUUAUUUGGUCGCCAACACCAAGCAGCACGGCACUUGGGGCGCCGAGGAGAAGAAGAGUGACUGUCCCGUCUCCUUGGGCUCCACCUUCAACCUGCUCAUCACCGUCAGCCGCGACGCCUACCAGGUGUGUGUGGACGGCUCCCACUACAUGAAUUACAGACAUCGUAUCCCGCUCCAGCAGGUGGACACCAUCGCUGUAGGCGGGAAAGUAGAGAUCUCCUCCAUCGCCUUCCAGAGCGCCACGCCGGCGUUUCCUGCUCAGCCUUCCUACCCUACCUGCUCGUUCCCAACUCAGUCCGGAUUCCCCUCACAACCAGGGUUUCCCUCUCAGCCCGGAUUUCCUACGCAGCCUGGAUUCCCUGCACAGCCCGGAUACCCCUCGUAUCCUGGUUUCCCCACGCAGCCUGGGUUCCCCUCACAGCCUGGGUUCCCCUCACAGCCUGGGUUCCCCUCACAGCCUGGUUUCCCCUCAAUGCCUGGGUUCCCCUCACAGCCUGGGUUUCCUGCACCCUUGACUGUCCCAUACAGGAGUGCCAUCAGUGGUGGACUCAAAUCAGGCCGGACCAUCACCAUCAUGGGGACGGUUCACCCCACUGCAACAAGGUUCGCCGUGAAUCUAAGUCAUUCCUCUGGCGUCGCUCUGCACUAUAACCCACGCUUCAACGAGAACACCGUGGUCAGGAACCACAAGCAGGGCGCUCAGUGGGGCAGCGAGGAGCGAGGAGGAGGGAUGCCUUUCCACAAGGGACAACAGUUCAUGCUGGUGAUCUGCUGUGAGGGUCAGUCCUUCAGGAUCAUGGCCAACGGGAUGCAGGCUCACACCUUCAGACACCGCAUCACGCCCCUGAACCGCAUCACCGGUCUGGAGAUUGAGGGGGACGUCACCCUGACCUCUGUGGUGGUUUAAAGAUCCAGGACCUAGACCUGGUGCUCUCAUCUCACCUGCAUCGCUGCCUUAUUAACUCCUUCAUGCUUACUGAUGACUUUUUAUCUGCAGAAUUUUUGUAUUUAAUCUCUCAUAAUCAUCUCACUUUAAGAUUGUAAUCUGUUAUACGUUAUAAUCCAGCUUGUUCAGUAAGUUUGUGAAGAAGUUCAGAAGUCUGGAGAAGUUAUGCACAUUUAUUCACCCUAGAUUAGGAGCCGGAUUACGGGAUUACUCCUGGAUGUCUCUGAACGUUUGACUGAAUGCAGCUAAUAAUCUGAACACAGCUGCAUUCAUAUUUGGGUUUAUGCCUGUUUGGUGUGUGUGUGUGUGUGUGUGUGUGAUCUUUGCUGUGUGACACAUUAAAGAAUAUACUGCAUGACUUCA